UAGAACUUCUUUAAUUAAAAAUGUAAAUGUAUGAAAUGGGCAUGGACGUUUAGGAACAUUUUAGUUGCCUAGGAGACUUGGUUUGAGUCCACUUCUGCCCCCCCGUGGGUAAACUGAACACCGCACAGUCGUUAGCAACCUGCCCCCUGAGAUAAAAUUAGUCAUUAACCUCGUCUUCUCAGUCACUCAGGACACCGGGGAAGUCGCACGGUACUCUCACUGAGGCAUGCUGCCGCUCAGCCGUCGCAUCUAAGCAUGGCAGACUGUAACCACUGCACGCACGAGCGGGCUUUAUCCGUAGAGGCCGACGUUACGGUGGCGUUUUACAAAGUUGACAGCCAUGACAAAAACAGCGCCUACGACCGACAAGAGCCUGGCACUAACGACCGGGCACCAGAGAGGAUUCAUCUGCGGAGCAACGGCCAAGCAUCGUGCGAGUAUGAUGAUGAAGAUGAUGAUGAUGAGCAACUGGAGGGCGCGAGAGGAAGGGGAAAUUCACUGGAAAGCAGCGGCGAGGAGAAAACGUCGUGCCCACCGGCGUUUUGCGUCAGAAGCAAGCCCCCAUCCGAAGGCCCAGAGAAACCAAAUAGAUGCCCAGGUCUUGGCUUGUUCUAUGCUUUCCUGUCCACAGUUUUCUUCUCCAUCAUUACCCUCUUGGUGAAAACUAUAGAGGGAAUUCAUGCUAUAGAGAUCAGUGCCAUACGAUGCUUCUUUCAGAUGCUGUUUGUCGCACCAAUAAUCAUCUAUUGCAAGACAGGUUUUCUUGGUCCCAGAGAUAAACGUUUAUUUUUGAUGCUUCGGGGUUUCCUUGGUUCCAAUGCCAUGAUCCUGCUCUUCUAUUCAGUUCAGCAGAUGCCGCUGGCAGAUGCCAUCGUUAUCACAUUCAGUAAUCCAGUCUUUACCUCCCUCUUGGCUUGGAUCUUCCUGAAGGAGAAAUGUACAAUCUGGGACUGUGUUUUCACUGUUUUUACCCUCACCGGAGUCAUCCUCAUUGCCCGACCUCCAUUUCUCUUCGGCGAGAAUGUUCAUGGCAUUGAGGGCGACUACACGAACCACAUCAAGGGGACCAUAGCUGCAUUCGGAGGAGCAAUUGGAGCUGCGUGUACACUUGUUAUUCUUCGCAAGCUGGGCAAGAGUGUCCACUACUACAUCUCCGUGUGGUACUAUGCUGUCAUCGGGUUAAUCGAGUGCAUCAUCACCGUAUCCGUCCUGGGUGAAUGGAAAAUCCCAUUCUGUGGCCGCGACCGCUGGAUGCUGAUGUUGAUCGCCAUCCUGGGUAUCGCAGGCCAGACCUUCCUCAUAAAGGCUCUGCAGAUUGAGAAGGCCGGACCCGUAGCCCUGAUGAGAACUGUGGAUGUGGUGCUGGCGUUCAUCUUCCAGUUCAUUUUCUUUAGCCGCGCACCGACAUGGUGGAGCCUCGGGGGAGCGCUGUGCAUCGUGGUGAGCACCAGUGGAGUAGCAAUAAGGAAGUGGUAUAAUAGUUCCCGUAGGAACAGAUGAGCAGACGUAUCGUCAUUUUAACUAUUGAUUACUAUUGAUUUUUUUUUUUCUCUUUACCAUCAUAUGGUCUUAAUUAACUUCUUAUUUUACUUGUUAUUUAUAUGCAAACCUGAGUGGAAGUUUAAGCUCUUUAUAGAGUUAGAAGCAGAAUUAGAUCAGACCCAAUCUAAUAUGGCGCUGUUUUGGCUUGUGGCGUAUUCAGAAAUGAAGUCAGUGCAUCUAUACACGUUGAUUCUAAGAGUCAACCUGUGCAAUUUAAUGCUUGUAUUUUCUUUUUUUUAAAUUAAUCAACAGGUUUAGGUUUUUUUUAAAGAAACGAGAAAAAAAGACUUCUCCUCAAAACUGUACGCGGAUCCCUGGAACUAGUGUGUAUAUGUACACAGUAUAAAUACAAUGAAAAACAUCCAAUUUACUCCCCUUUUACUUUAACCUGAAUAAAAUAGCCAAAGAGAGGAUAGCAUAACCAUAUUAUACUAAAAAGUGUGCAAAUUUUUAUUUUUAUUAUGAUUUUACUCAAAAACAAAAAUGUUUGAAUCUGUUCAAGCUAAGACUACAACUAUGAUCGCUCUGCCAUCGACAAUGACAACAAAAGAACCACAAAAUCAAGGAAUGCACUUUAAUACAGUCAGUCACUACAAAUAAUACAAUAAAUUCCAACAUUGUCAUGCUGUACUAUUUUCUCAGGGAUUUCUCAGCAGGGUGUGAUGUUGGUUAGCACUCCUAGUGCUAGUCACUGGACACUGGUAUGUCCUCCCUGUGCAUUUUUCUCCAGGUUCCCUGUCUUCAACUUUGCAGCCCAACCUCUAGCUGUGCACUGUGCAAUAUUUAAAGUGCCUUAUGUAGGAAAGUUUUCCUUAAUAAAGCGGCUCAGAUCUCAGAUAACUGUGCAAACUGUGCAAAUACACAUGAAAAUGAAUAAGAAUUAGGGUGCUAAGAGAAUUUUGUACCUAAAACACUAACUCCCACCCCCGCGAUAGGCUGCACUGAUUUUUUUAUCAGCACAAAAGUCUGAUCCUGUCAUCACCUUGUGCCAUUUUAGCAGGCAAUUAGUGCACAAUCAGUUCAGAAAUAUCAUUUCUAUGAUGCUAAAAGUGGGAUGUCAUUUGUGCUUCAUCUCUGCCAGAGGGCAGAGCAAGUGUGAGUAACCUGUCACUAUAAUUCAGCAGAUCAGCUGGUAAACAACUGCGCACAAAGAUCGCUUCAAGUAUCUUAACAAUAAAAUCUUGCUCAUUUAUUUCAAGGAGGUAAAGCAAAGUAAUGAGAGGUGAAACGGCAUAAUGAAGUGCAGGUUUGUUAAUAUAACCGUGCUCGUCAGACACCCCUCAUUACUCAGGUGAAUAGCUGCAAAACAGUUAGACUCAGUCUUCUAUUUAAAGGCAUAAGUUCUGGUUUUGGCCUAGUAGGGUUUUUUUUUUUUUUCAUUUCUUUGUUUUUUUUAAUGAUUUUUAGUUGAUUUAUAAAAUUCCAGCAAAUGUUAUAGAGACUUUAAAUAUUUCAAAGCACAAAUAUAAAAGCUUCUCUGCUAAAAGCAGUAGUUUUUUUCUUUCUUUCACACUCAAAGAGUGUUUUUGCUGCCUCUGAUGUAUGAUUUAUGUCUAGAAAUCUGGCUUUCCAGCACAGCUGUCUCUAUGUUUUGUGUUUGUAUCUGGUAGAAAUUAUUUUGGUAUUUUUAACAUUUAACAACAAGUUUCCCAGUGGCACGACCAGCGAGGUCAUUUUCGCAACUGCAGUCCCGUAUUUGACACAAUUUAAUUGGGUGCAAUACAGCUGGAAAGGGAAAGCAAUUAGUGGUGCUAGACUGCUACUCUAUAUCCUGCGGUGUUGUCUUUGCUGUUUUUCACACUCUCCUCUUUCUGUUUUUUUUUGUUUUCUUUUUUUUUGUUCAACUUGUGGAGAACUGUGUCUGCAGCACAACCUGCACCGUCAACACCCGUUCCUGCUAUAAUUAUUCCUCUUAUGCAGUAAAUGUUAGUGUGCACACUGUUGCUUCUAUGCAAUGCGACAACUGUUUCCUUGUGUUAUAUAAAAAGUCCAGUUGGCUCAUGUUGGUCCUGUAGGACAUGACACGGUGAGCUGUAGAAGACUAAAGCAACAUAAACUUUGUGUGCAAUAUAAAAAUGCAUUUUAUCUACAGAAUUCGCUGUGGUUGAAGUAAAUCCCAGACGUGCUCUGAGAUAUUAUGUAAAGAAGAAGCACUCAGUUUUAUUGCCAAAAUUAAUUACUGAUUCAAAAAAACAUAUUAGCUUGGAAAUUAGUUGUCUCACUCUGUUUUUUUUUAAGGAACUAGUAGAAAAUAAAGACACUGUGACAUUUGUCAGUUGUUCAUGCAUGUGACAGUCACAUCAAAUGUCCACAAGUUAAUUUUCUUAAGUGUGUUUUGGUUUUACAUUGAAUUUAUUAUUAUUAUUAUUAUUAUUCUUAGUUUAAAUGACAUGAAUGCUGGUAGUGUGAGCACAAUGUGUUGUUUUUCAUCAGCUGGUAAGGUGAACAGUCUCAGGACCUACAAGCCUUAAAAACCUACUGAAGCUGUUUUUAUACUAUCCUUAUCAUUAUUAUUAUUAUUAUUAUUAUUAUUAUUUAUAUCAUCAUUAUCAUUAUUAUUAUUAUUAUUGUUAUUUCUGCAAUGUUUUACAGAAGCUCAGAUGUAUGUAUUUCCACACAGUGAAUAACUUUUUAGUAUAUUAUAACUUAAAAAUAAAUCUUAUUUGAAUUUCUAAGUCUUA
Molecule: messenger RNA, 4223 nt
Organism: Oreochromis niloticus (Nile tilapia)
Lineage: Eukaryota; Metazoa; Chordata; Actinopteri; Cichliformes; Cichlidae
Gene: slc35g1
Product: solute carrier family 35 member G1
Exons: 5
Coding region: 256-1500 (414 amino acids)
Biological process (GO): calcium ion export across plasma membrane; regulation of cytosolic calcium ion concentration
Cellular component (GO): endoplasmic reticulum membrane; plasma membrane
Source: RefSeq, a predicted model, not a curated record